GGUUUCACUUCCGGGACGGUGUUCCGGCCCAUUCCGGCCCAUUUCCACCCCCGGAGCUCUCACCCCUCCAGUGCCGACGGUAGAGAAAGACCUUACUCCAGGGGCUUCCUCCUCACUGGGGAAUUGCCGGAAAGAGCAAACAAAAAAGGCGCUGGUGUAGGCUCCAAAAUAAACAUCUGCAUUCAUGAUGGCAUCGACAGAGGCUCUUAUUGGAUUAAAAGUUUCAAAACAAACAAAAACGCUUUGGAAAAAGGGUUGAAUGCCUGCCUACGCCCUCAGGCACGACCAUGGAGAAAAGUGGGAACAUACAACUGGAGAUCCCUGACUUCAGCAACUCUGUCCUGAGCCAUCUAAACCAGCUGCGCAUGCAGGGCCGUCUCUGUGACAUCGUGGUCAACGUGCAAGGACAAGCUUUUCGGGCUCACAAAGUGGUACUGGCUGCCAGCUCCCCCUAUUUCCGAGAUCACAUGUCCUUGAAUGAGAUGAGUACUGUCUCCAUUUCAGUCAUAAAGAACCCUACUGUUUUUGAACAGCUCCUUUCUUUCUGUUAUACGGGGCGGAUAUGCCUGCAACUGGCAGAUAUCAUCAGCUACCUGACAGCUGCCAGUUUUCUGCAGAUGCAGCAUAUUAUAGACAAAUGUACACAGAUCCUGGAGGGCAUUCAUUUCAAAAUCAAUGUGGCUGAGGUUGAAGCUGAAUUAAGUCAAACAAGGACAAAGCACCCAGAGGGACCUCCAGAGUCUCACAGAGUUACACCAAAUCUGAACCGCUCCCUUAGCCCCCGACAUAAUACCCCAAAGGGAAACCGGCGAGGUCAGGUUAGUGCUGUGCUGGAUAUCAGGGAGCUCAGCCCUCCUGAGGAGUCCACCAGCCCUCAGAUAAUUGAACAGAGUUCUGAUGUAGAGAGCCGGGAGCCCAUUCUUCGGAUCAACCGAGCAGGACAGUGGUACGUGGAGACAGGAGUAGCAGACCGAGGGGCCCGGAGUGAUGAUGAAGUUAGAGUUCUUGGAGCAGUACACAUCAAAACUGAAAAUCUAGAAGAGUGGCUUGGGCCUGAGAAUCAGCCUUCUGGAGAAGAUGGAAGUAGUGCAGAGGAAGUCACAGCCAUGGUGAUUGACACCACAGGCCAUGGUUCUGUAGGACAGGAAAAUUACAUGUUAGGAUCUUCAGGAGCCAAGGUCGCUAGGCCAACAAGCAGUGAAAUUGACAGAUUUAGCCCCUCCGGCAGUGUUGUUCCCUUGACGGAGAGACACAGAGCCAGAAGUGAGUCUCCUGGGAGAAUGGAUGAGCCUAAGCAACCCAGCUCCCAGGUAGAAGAGUCAGCAAUGAUGGGAGUAAGUGGCUAUGUGGAGUAUCUCCGAGAGCAGGAAGUAUCUGAGCGGUGGUUCCGGUACAACCCCCGUCUCACCUGUAUCUACUGCGCCAAAUCUUUCAACCAGAAGGGGAGCCUGGACCGCCACAUGCGCCUGCACAUGGGAAUUACACCAUUCGUCUGCCGCAUGUGUGGCAAGAAAUAUACCCGGAAAGAUCAGCUGGAGUAUCACAUCCGCAAGCACACAGGCAACAAGCCCUUUCACUGUCAUGUUUGUGGCAAAAGUUUCCCCUUCCAGGCCAUCUUGAAUCAGCACUUUCGCAAAAACCACCCUGGCUGUAUACCCCUGGAGGGGCCUCAUAGCAUCUCCCCUGAAACAACUGUCACAUCUCGGGGACAAGCCGAGGAAGAGUCACCUUCACAAGAAGAGACAGUUGCUUCUGGGGAAACUGCCCAGGGCUCUGUGUCCACUACUGGGCCAGAUUGA
Eubalaena glacialis (North Atlantic right whale) is the source of this 1799-nucleotide messenger RNA. RefSeq names its product zinc finger and BTB domain containing 37 (gene ZBTB37). The transcript has 5 exons. Lineage: Eukaryota; Metazoa; Chordata; Mammalia; Artiodactyla; Balaenidae. Bases 288 to 1799 code for a protein of 503 amino acids. Gene Ontology annotation, molecular function: protein binding; DNA-binding transcription factor activity, RNA polymerase II-specific; RNA polymerase II cis-regulatory region sequence-specific DNA binding. Gene Ontology annotation, biological process: regulation of transcription by RNA polymerase II. The record is from RefSeq and is a predicted model, not a curated record.